Anolis carolinensis (green anole) is the source of this 4257-nucleotide messenger RNA. RefSeq names its product embigin (gene emb). Lineage: Eukaryota; Metazoa; Chordata; Lepidosauria; Squamata; Anolidae. The transcript has 10 exons. Gene Ontology annotation, biological process: dendrite self-avoidance; homophilic cell-cell adhesion; axon guidance. Gene Ontology annotation, cellular component: axon; plasma membrane. The coding region runs from base 16 to 1239 and encodes 407 amino acids. The record is from RefSeq and is a predicted model, not a curated record. Gene Ontology annotation, molecular function: cell-cell adhesion mediator activity.
GUCAGGAUCCCAGGGAUGAGCCUGGCGUCCCAGCAGCGCGGCCUUUCAGAGAGCAAGAGAGAGAGAGCCAGGCAGAGAAGCUCGGGUCUGAUCCUCGAGUGGCCACUAGAGGCGCUGCUGAGCCAGGUGCCUCCCUUCCUCGUUCUUCGCAGUGCGCUCGCAGCCCCGUCCGUCCCUGCCGCGACCAUGGGCGCCCUGCGGCUCAUCCUCCUCCUCCUCCUGGCCGCCUUGGGCUGCUCCGAUGCCGACACCACCGCAGCUACUACUUUGGAAGCACAAAGUGCCAGACAGCAAACUUCAGACAGCACUUCUGAUAAUGCAGCAUCACUUUCAGGAAAAUCCACCUCAGGAUCAUCCAGCAGUACACAACAUUUUAGCCAAACUGAGAAGACUCCUGUCCUUAUAUUCAGACGAGAUAAUAUUACCAUAAGUGGAUUUCCUGAUACUACAUUAACAACAAAUAUCACAUUAGAGAAGCCAACUGAACUUGAACUGUUGUGUAGCUUGGUUAUCAAACCUUCUACAGAAAGGGAAAUCAUGGAAGUUUCCUGGAAGAUAGGCGAUGUAACAAUAAAAGAGGAAAGCCUCAACAGGACAGAAACCCAUACUAAGUGGUGCACUCGACAUACGGUAAAUGUUGAAAAGGAGGACCAAAUGGAAAGUUACACUUGCAUUUUCAAAACCAAACCAGAAAUAAAUGCAACAUUUCAUUUACAAGUGCCUGAGAUACACAUAAAAUCCAAGAAAAUCACCAGUUACGUAGGUGAUUAUGUGGUCCUAACAUGUACAGUUGGCAAGGAUACUCAGCAUUAUAGCCCGUCUUCUUGGGCCUGGUAUGCAACCAAUGGAAGUAAUGAGGCAUUUAUUAAUAUUAAUACUACUGCCAUGCCAGAGAAAUACGCCAUCACCAAGAAUCAUGCUAAUGUAACCAAACUGAAGAUCAUGACUCUUACUGAGAAAGACAGUGGUUCUUACCGGUGUGAAGCCACUUUUCCAUUGGGCAAAAGCAAAGGGAAGGUGUCUUUGACAGUCCUCACCUAUCUGGCACCACUUAAACCCUUUCUUGCCAUCACCGCUGAAGUUAUUGUUUUAGUUGCUGCCAUCUUUAUGUAUGAAGUAUGCAGCAAAAGGAAGGAAGUUCAAGUUGAAGCUGAAAAGGAAUUUGAACAAGCAGAAACACUAAAAUCAGAAGACAGCAACGGUUUGGAAAACAAUACUACAAGGCAAAGAAAAACCUAAGUGCUUUGGAGAUGGAAGGCAACCGAUGAAUAUCCAUUGCAGCAGACAAGUUUGGGCCGAAGUUCCUUGAGGAAAGAAUUCAUCUUAUAUGUCUUAAGAAAAAAUAUGCUUAAAAUGCCUUUUUAGAAAUGAAUGUAUGCAAUGAUGCUACUGUUAUGCACAUCAGUGUACAAGUACUGUAUGAACCCAUGGUGUUGUCAGUGUUCCCAUGGUUAUAUAUAUUGGAGCCUUUUGACUUCAGUUAGAAAUAACCCAGCCUUAAUUGUUUAGCUAUUAGUCUGGAUUUAUAUAUAUGGAGACAUUUAUUUUACUUUACUAUGUUUUAUUGUAUAUGAUGCCCAGCAGUAGUCAAAGACCCCAGGCUACAUUUUUUAUUCAAAGAAAGUAGGGCAGGAACAGAUUAGUCUGUACAAGUCUUGAAUCUGAAGCAAAAUAAUUAUGUGUAUUUUUUGAUAUUUAACCUAGCAGCAAUUUAUUCAAAAUGCUCCAGCUGUUGAAAAGAUUUUGUCAGCCAGUGGGACUUUUAUUAGAACCUCCAAUAUUUUCUCUUUCCUUUUUUUUUUAAUUUGCUUUUUAUACAGAAACAAAUUGCUAACUCUUAUUUUUGAAAAGCUCACUGGAAUAUUAGCAUAGCAACUGAGAGUCUUGAAAAUUAGAAAACAUCAGUUUCUGUCUUUGGACUGUUAAGCUGUAAUGUUAAACCCAGCUGAAUUUCUUUAUUGGUAUGUAGUAAGACCAGAUUCAUUCUUGCUCAUGUAGCUAGGAAUGUUUUCUUUUGAGACUAAAAGGGUAUAUCCAAACUAUACAUACAGAGCUAUACACAGCUGUAAUAUUCAUGACUGAACCAAAGGGAUGAAACUGUAUCACAUAUUCUCUGCAAAAUAUUAGCAGAUCCACAUUUCAAUUUUCUAACUUAUGUUGAAAUGCAGUUUUAAAGUUCUGCCCUAUUUUUGAUCAUAGAUCAAAAUCUCUGUACCCUGAAAUUACCAUCUGAAAUAUUCACAUUGAAGACAGAAUAUAACAUUUAUUACAACUUGUACAAUUUGUCAUUAGAUGUUCAAAAUGUUUUAGUUAAUUUUGUAUUUCAGUAAAAAAUAUGCACAAAGAAGUUUAGCACUUUGGGAAAACCCGGCCAUAGUUAAGCUUUAUAAGGGACAUUUACGGCCCUUCCAGAUAGGCCCUAUUUCCCAGGAUCUGAUCCCAAGUUUUCUGCUUUAAACUGAAUUAUGUGAGUCCACACUGCAAGAUAAUCUGAGCUAAACCUGGGAUCAGUUCCUGGGAUUUAGGGCCUGUCUGGAAGGGCCCUUGCUCUUCAUAGGCAUGAAUUACAUCUCACGACUUCCUCCACGUUACCAUUGACUACUUGCAUGGAGGAAACUUGGCCAUGAACAGCUUCUUAUACAUAGAUCUCCUCCAUGCACACUGUUCUCACACUGUAAUGCACAGAUAUUAGGAGCAUGGGCAGGGUGAUCCCCUAGAAAUCACCUGACACCCCUUUUAAACUGCAUUCAGGUAAGAAGAGACUAACUGUAUGCUUCAUUCACCUCAAUGGAAAUUCGCCAGUUAUGAUUAUGGUCCAGACAUCUCAUUUUAAAGCAUGUGUCAUUUCCAAACUUGUAAAUAAUCAAAGGCUUUUUGUACACUUAGAGUUCAUAAUUCAUGUCCCUUUGGCUAUUUCUUCUGUGCAACCCCACUAAUUAGGUGGAAGUGGAAGCAUGGUUCUUUGGCUCCUGACACUGGAAAUCUAUUCACAGGCCAGUACAGAUGACGGGGCAAUGGGAAUACCUUAAGAGGUGGGAAUAUGUCUCUAUGUUUACACAUGUAUGUUGUGUGGUCCUUCAGGCAACAUCAGAAAUAGCUUUGAGGGUGGAAAAAGUUGUUCACUCCAGGUCAUUGAGUAUACCUAGAGAACACCAAUCUAUACUUUCUUGUUGUUUAAGUAAUAUGGUAUCAUCUGGAGAAGGAAGCCAACAGGGUUAAGGGACUCAUUUUAUGAAAUUUAUAUGACUAGCUUCACUGCUUUCAGAUUUCAUAGCAGAGGAAAAUAUUUUUUUUCCAGUCUUGCUUAACAGAAGUACCAAACUGGAAAUAUACAUCAGAAUAUUAUUGAACAUGCACAGUUUUCUUUAAAACUACCCAUGGUCAGGAAUCUUGUUGACUAGUCCCAAUUAGAAUAAGUCUACUUGAGUGGAGAAUUGGCUCUAUGCCAAUUGGUAUUAACAAUAGGAUUUAGGCUACAGUUUCGUGAGAAUUCAGAAACAAAUGUGUCCAGUACUCUAACCUUAACACCACAGUGAUUCAGACUCAUAGUCCUCAAACAAAUAGCCUGUUCUGGGCUGUUCAGAAAGUUAAAAAGGCCCUGCCUAAACUGCAUCCAUCCCUGGACAUCUCGUGCAACAAUGGAAUCCAGUGGAGAUGAAUGAUGGUAAUCUCUACAUUACCACUUCCUUUAAUGCCUCAUAUCAUCUGGUUGGAAGACUCUCUGGUGAUGGCUUUUAAGCAGCUUCAUAACCAACAGCAGGAGGGAAGAGGAAGGAAGUCUCACAGUGUCACAUUACAUUUAUACCCUUUUCUCCACCAAAUUAGUGUUGGUGACAUGUAUCAAAAAGUAAUAUAAAGAUAAUCAGUGGUGGUAUCCUUUUCAUUUAGUCACAUCACAUGUAUAGAACAACAAAACUCCAUUCAGAACAAAAAAGUUUCAUUUAGAACUCAGCUGUAAAGAGAGAAUAAUCAAACGGGCAGACCUUGGUGAAACAGAAAUGGCUAUUCUGGCCUUCUGUUUCAGUAAGAAAGUGAAUAACCAAAAGGAACUUCAUUUAUAACUCAUGUCUUGCUGAACAAGGUUAGAACAGUGUUGAUUGUGUUAUAGACAGGGGAAAAAAAUCAAUAUCCCUGUCUGACCAAGUUUUAAUAAAGAACAUGGAAAUGGCUUUAAUGAUUGCUAAUUAACUGGCAUUAGAUUUUGAGAAAAGUGAAACAGCAAUAAAGAUAAGAGAUGUGUCAAAUAUUUGGAUAACA